Messenger RNA from Gasterosteus aculeatus aculeatus (three-spined stickleback), 1503 nucleotides. NCBI's taxonomy places the organism in Eukaryota, Metazoa, Chordata, Actinopteri, Perciformes, Gasterosteidae. The record is from RefSeq and is a predicted model, not a curated record.
GUCGUCGUGUGUGCGUGCAUGUGUGUGUGUGUGUGUGUGUGUGCGUGCGGUGCUCCAGGUGCCUUCUGCAUCCCGGUGUACAUCCCGUACAACCUGACGGGCCGGUGGAUGUUGGGCAAAGGGGUCUGCAAGGUGUGGCUGAUCAUGGACUACCUGCUGUGCACCGCCUCCGUCUUCAACAUCGUCCUCAUUAGUUACGACCGCUUCCUGUCCGUCACGAGAGCGGUCAAAUACCGGGCGCAGCGGAACAUGACCCGCCCGGCCGUCUUCAAGAUGGUGGCGGUGUGGGCGCUGGCCUUCCUCCUUUACGGCCCCGCCAUCAUCUUCUGGGAGGCGGCCGUCGGCCAGAGCGUCGUCCCGGCGCACGAGUGCUACGCCGAGUUCUACUUCACCUGGUACUUCCUGCUCAGCGCCUCCACCUUCGAGUUCUUCGCCCCCUUCGUGUCCGUGGCGUUCUUCAACCUGAGCAUCUACCUGAACAUCCACCAGAGGACCAAGACUGUGGGGGCCGGCGUGGAGGAGGAGGAGGAGGAGGUCAGGGCGCAACGGGUCCCCAGGCGCCACCGAGACGGGGCGGGACGCUCCGUGUCCUUCGUGAAGACCCGCAAGGUGUCGUCCACCGAGCCCACCGCCAUCUCGGCGGUCAUCGAGGACAUUGCCGACGCGCUGUCCCCGUCCUCCUGCGGGGACGCCGACAACACGCAGAUCUUCAUGAGGACGGAGAAGUUCUCCCCGGACCGGAGGAACCCGCGGCUGUUCCGGCACUCCGCCUCCUGCUCGGCGCCGGGCCGGAGGACGCAGGCGUCCCGGCUCUCCCGGGACAAGAAGAUCGCCAAGUCUCUGGCCAUCAUCGUGUGCAUCUUCGGGAUCUGCUGGGCUCCCUACACGCUCCUGAUGAUCAUCCGCGCCGCCUGCAGCGGCGAGUGCGUCGCCAACCACUGGUACGACGUCACCUUCUGGCUCCUGUGGCUGAACUCGGCCAUCAACCCGUUCCUCUACCCGCUGUGCCACAGCAGCUUCCGCAGGGCCUUCGCCAAGAUACUGUGUCCCAAGAGACAGUCGGUGCAGCCGCAGAUCGAGGCGCAGUCCUGUUAGACGGGCGAGUCGCACCGCACGCCAAUGGCGCCAAACACUGUAAAAAAAAACAAAUGUCUGUUCUUCCAUCAAAAAAAAGAUCUUUCACGGCACAUUUUACGGCUAAACGUUCCAACGUGACCAGCGGACCUCAUGUGACCUGUGCAGCCCCCCCAGCAGAGAAGUCUGUAUCUCAUUACAUUAUUGUGCAACUUCCUGUUUAUACUUCAUAUUAGAGUGAAUAUCGAAGCACCUUCAAUGUUCCUCUUCGUGUUGUUGUUGAGAAGAGGACUAGUAUCGUCACAUGACCCUGUAUGCCGUCGUUCUCGCUCUACGGGUUGGAAUCGCCCCGGACGACGACCUCGGCAACGCCCCCCGUGUGGACGCUCCCGUGUGGACGCCCCCCCGUGUGGACGCCCCCGUGUGGAC